AUGAUGGUUACUAGUCGUAUUUUUGUAACAAUGGAUAAGGAAGUUUUUGAAAAUACAUUGGAAGCACUGGAGGUAAAUUUUUUUUGAAUUAUUUUUUUUCAAUGGGGACUUUCCUUUUUUCAGAAACUGAAACAAAAUACUCAAUGUAUUCCUCAUUGGAGUUUUCAUUUUAUAAUAAAUCCAAACGUUCUAGAACUCGAAUCAAUGGAAAGAAAAUUGAAAAAUGUAGUAUCUAAAAUUUAUGGGACUUCUGUCAAAUACAAACGUUGUUUGGAAAGAUGCACAAGGAAUUACGUAUUUUGCGUUGUGGACCAUCAAUACGAUUUUUCAGGAUCAAAUUAUGUUUCUGUCAACGAUAGAGAUCAUCCUCCUACUAUGAAGGAAAUGAUUAUUGCAUGUUUUCUCACAGCUAUAAUGUUGAUUUUCAUUCACUUUUCACGUCAGAUUAUAUAUGAUUCUUGA
This is a messenger RNA of Caenorhabditis angaria, 462 nucleotides long. Lineage: Eukaryota; Metazoa; Nematoda; Chromadorea; Rhabditida; Rhabditidae. The record is from the annotation of a GenBank genome assembly.